Molecule: messenger RNA, 435 nt
Organism: Trichomonas vaginalis G3
Lineage: Eukaryota; Parabasalia; Trichomonadida; Trichomonadidae
Exons: 1
Coding region: 1-435 (144 amino acids)
Source: RefSeq, a predicted model, not a curated record
AUGUUAGAUGAACUAUAUAAAGCAGAACGUGAAGAGAUGGAAAAGAAACUUCAAGCAAAAGACAAAAACAUACAGAAAAGAAUACCACGUUCGGUACCAAAAGGAAAGGAAAAGAACUAUAAGUAUAUGAUUUAUACUGAAGAGAUGGAAAAUGAAGAAGACAGAGAUAUGGUUAUGUUGCAUUUAGUCAGAAGAAACAACAAAAGCUUUUACGACUUAGCUAAGAUUUACAAAUCUGACAGAAAUUGGUUCUAUCGCGAAAACUUACCGAUUUCAAUGACACCAAAUGAAGAUGUGAAACAAAUAGUUCAAGAUACGUUACCUCAAACACACUAUGAUAUGAAAGGUUGUACAAUACUUACAUUCAAAGAAGAUUUGCCGCUACUGAAAGAAAAAAUAACAGAGUAUUUUGACAACUUCAAACAAGCAGAGUAG